Pungitius pungitius (ninespine stickleback) is the source of this 7978-nucleotide messenger RNA. RefSeq lists its product as uncharacterized. Lineage: Eukaryota; Metazoa; Chordata; Actinopteri; Perciformes; Gasterosteidae. The record is from RefSeq and is a predicted model, not a curated record. Gene Ontology annotation, biological process: regulation of AMPA receptor activity; regulation of short-term neuronal synaptic plasticity. The coding region runs from base 2213 to 4510 and encodes 765 amino acids. The transcript is spliced from 6 exons. Gene Ontology annotation, cellular component: postsynaptic density; dendritic spine membrane; postsynaptic membrane.
GGCGGACCUCCGUGAAGACAGUCGCAGUUAGGCAGUGGAACCCAUCUCGCCUGGAAAUUAUGAAGGGAACCAGCUGCAGUCGAUCCUAGAUAAAGAAAAGUUUAAAUUGAGAGAUUUCUCUGCGUGUGUGUUGGGAUCGAUUUGGCUUCCUUGUGUUUUGAGCUCGCGCGUCCUCCCGAGUAGUUGCACUGUAACUUGCGCUCUCACACGAGAAACCGGAUUUUCCGACGUAGUGAUCGUUGAAUCGCUUCGUCACAUGUAUCCGAACAUUUAAGAACAUCUCGUCGGCCCCUCUCUCUCUUUCUCCCUCUCCCCCUCUCUCUCUCUCUCGCUUUCUCUCUCUGCCCUUUUAUCUUCUUCUUCUUCUUCUUCUUCUUCUCUCUGCCCUCUUUCUGCCGUGAUGAUGGAUUACCAAUAAUAGCCGGAUGGGGACACGUGAAGAACAAUUGAGAUCUGCAUCCUCUGUGGAGAAACCCGUUUAAAACAGGUGUCAGAUCCGGGCAACAGUUCCAGCUGCCCCGAUCCUCCUCGUGCCACAAUAACAGGCUGAGAAGAGAAGCAGUGCGCAGGCUCCCCCACCGCUGUUCUCCGGCACCGAACCCUCAGAGCAGCGCACAGCGGACACACUGCAGGCGGGGUCGACGUGUAAACUCCCCCCCCCCCAAAAAAAAUCUGGGAAUCAAACAGAACAUUUAGAGAGGACAGAGGGAGACUUUUCAAACAGUCGGUUGGAGAACGGCUGCCUUUUGUGUUUGUGGUUUUUCUUCCCCCUGAACUCUCCUCAGAAGGUCAGAGGAGCAUGUAACUGAAACAAGUGGAGCCCUCGGUGAUUUCAGCAUUCUGUCUCCCCCAUCUGUGCCUACUUUCUGCGCUACAGAUAGGGACAUUUUUGAUAAUUACAUAUAAUUAUAAUUUCUGUGGGAGACGGAUCUGCCUCUGUCUAUUAUUGCCAACACCUCCAACACAAUAACUUCACACAUUUACAUAUUUCUCAACAAAAGUGAUAUUCUUUGAACAAAUCAGGAAUGAUUUUACUUUGAGAGACAUGUCACAUGGAGAUGCAAUGUCUCAUUCAGUUCACAUGUAAUUAGUGAUUCUGUUGAAUGACGGGUAACUUUUUGUGGCUAAAAGCUGAAUAGAGAGCAUUUAAAAUCCCGAACGUUUGCCUCAUUUUGCAGCGCCGGGAGUCAGUUCCUUGGUUUAUGCUUACUCUUGAUUUUCAUCUGUUUCAGUCUUCUGGCACUCAAGCUGAGCUUCCCUCAUUAUCACACCCUCCUCGAUCGCAGUUGCGGUCGGUACCAGACGACGGCGGGUGCACACACAUCCAACACUGGAAGAGAUUGAGAUAAAGUACACGGUGUAUCGACAGAUGUGGCGUUGAGAUACGUCCCUGCUCUAGAGAAGCUCGGGUCUGUCCACCCCAUUGGAUUAUUUACAAUGCUGAUAUACUCAAUUUAUAGGAAGAGCAUUAUAGAUUUCGUAAGCUUACAGCUUAAAUAAGUGCCAAUUCUGAAUGUAUGUACUUCCAGAAUAAGAUAGUCAUCCAGGAAUGAACAAAGCAGAUACAACUGUUUACAUAUGAUAAAACACGAGCCAUAGACUAUUGUUCAAGUGCCGUGAUCAGCACAGGAAUGUAGACUGACAUAUUUUAUUGAAAAUCCUUUGCUUCUAAUUAUAACUGGCCUUUCUAAAAUGUAUUUCAUCCAGCGGUACGUCAGGCUAUUUGUCCUUUUAUUCUGUGUCUGAGUGUAGGACAAGGCAUUAGGCACUAAAAGGAUGAAGAUGGGGUUUUUUUUCAAUUUGUCCUUUUUACAAAGUUGCAUCAAUUUUAGUGUUCUUGAGAGGGCAACAGAUGAAGUCAUCACACAUUCAGAGUUCCUUUCUAGCAGUAAGCUAAAACCAUUUUAAUACCAUUACCGACAAUUAUUGAAACCUAACUACUGUUUUUGAUAGUGUUAGACCUUUUGAUUUGGAAUGUUCCUGACCUUUUCUAAUAUUACACGAUAAAAUUCCUCCAAAAAAAGAGAGGCUUUAAAUUUGAUUGUUCAACAUUACUGAAUGAAACUACUGAUACAUCAUCAAUAUCCAUUGGGUUCUACAUGCUCCUUGAAUAUUUCACAUGCCAUUCUAGUGGGUUAAACUGCAACAGCGGAUACAGCGGUGUAACUGCAUUGACUCAACACCAGAAAAUAGAUCUCUUAGUCAUGUAAAAAUGACGCCCACCACCAAUCUCCUAGUCCUCGCUGUCUCCCUGCUCUCCCUCCUUACUGCCCCACUCACCACUGUUGCGGAGACCUCUCCGUCUCCCCCUCCUCGGCAAAAAGACCGCUCACAGAGGCCUUUCACCAGGGAGCCCAGAGCUGGAUCCAGCCCUCCCUCCCUGCUCCUCGCCAUGCAGGCCAAUAUCAGGCCAGCCGCUCUCCAAGGGAGGACCAAAAGCCCUGAGAAACUUCCGGAAACCUCGGAGGGGGUUCUGGAGGCGCCUCCGAGAGCCCUUCCCCAGGUCAUGUUCCCCAAGAAUGUGACUUCAUCGGAGGCCCUUGCCCCUCCCUUGGGUGCCGCCCAGGUGGCGCCCAUUCGACCCCGUAUGAUGGACGUAUGGUUCGAUUUUUGUCGGGGUUAUUAUGACGUCAUGGGACACUUUGACAGCGCUUUCAACUGCUCCAAGGACAACUUCAUUUUUUGCUGUGGAACCUGCCACUACCGCUUCUGCUGCCCAGACCGUAGCCGGCAGCUGGAGCAGGAGAACUGUAAUAACUAUGACUCUCCGGACUGGGCCAAGCCGCAGACCGACACCAUGCUGUUACCAGACGACUCGGGUAACGAUCCGGACUUUGAUCCUCUGAAGCAGCAGAGCCACAACACGGGCUUCGUCAUCGGAGGCGUGAUUGUGUUCAUGGUGGCUGUCGCCGUGGGGAUCAAGGUGGUCUUUAACAAGGUGCAACAGGAAGCCCACCAGAGGGACCUAAACAUGCCCAGAGCCCUGGUUGACAUGUUGCGGCAUCAGUCCAGCCCCGUCCAGCAGGAUGAGAGAAACAACAGUGUGGCUUUGGCAGUAGGGGACCCACAGGGCACCCUGAAGAGACCUCCAAAAAAUCUUUACGCCCCAGGACUGCCGAGCAAGGACAACAGAUUGGGCAAUUUGCAACACAAUUUCAUUCACCCAUCAGGCACCAGCCCCAAACACACCGCCACUAUCGAACGCACCCCUCGAAUGAACAAUGCUCAGCUGGCAGCAGGAGGCACCCUGCUUUCCAGUAAACACAACAACACCAAAUCCCAGCCGGCCUUCCACCACUCCCUGCACAACCUGGCUCAGCUGCCUCCCUCCUACGAGAGUGCCACCAAGCCUGAGCUCAACAGAUACUCCUCGCUCAAACGCCUCGAGAAAGGUCUCGAUGAGUACUCGUCUGGUUACUGCACCACUAAGAGACGGCCUCACACAGCCCAGCCGGCCCUGCAGUCCUCUCAGCACCAUCUCCACUGGGGUGGAGACUACACCCUCAAUGGUAGAGGAACCCUCCCAAGGCACGCAAUUCGUCCCUGGAUCCCGCCGCAGCCUUCUGGCAUGCCAGCCUCGCCAACCCCCAACCCUUACCCUCUGGAUCCCCCAGAGCCUCAGUACAACCCUAAUUACGAAACUCUCUCCAAGCCCCAGAGGAAAGUUAAAUCCAAUGACCAGCUGCUCAACAUGGGAGACGUCCCUGGCAACACAGGGACACUGUCCAGGAUGUCCAAGAACCAGCAACACCAGUAUUACAAAGCCAUGGCAGCCUCCAGCAAGAACUCCAACACGCAAACCCUCACUAGGAAGACCCAGGACAGGCAGGAGAGACAGGAGAGGCAGGACCGGCAGGAUAGGCAGGACCGGCAGGACAGACAAGACAGGCAGGAAAGGCAAGAUAGACAGGACAGGCAGGACAGGCAGGACAGGCAGGAACGGCUACUCAUGUCCCCGGACCACUUGGAAGACAGGAUGGGGGUCGGUGGGAUGGGAGUUGGCGGGAUAGGGGUCGGUGGGAUGGGGGUCGGGGGGAUGGGGGUCGCGGAUCCAUACGCCCACACAGGGGGAAAUGUCCCCACGCUGCCUCGCCAGCAGAAGGCCCAGUCACAGCAAAAUGUCUGCGCCACACCCUCCCUCGACCGACACCACAUGAUCAAGAUGAACUCUCACCCCACGUCGGGACGAGAGCAGGAGAGGAGCACGGCCAUGACGGGGCACAUGAGCGGGGGCAUGGGCUGGGCGGGCGAGCAGCAGCAGCAGCAGCAGCAGCAGCAGCAGCAGCAGCAGCAGCAGCAGCAGCAACAGCAGCCCGGCCAGGGGGUAGUCAUGGGAACGGGAACACUAGGGGGCCACAGUGCUAGGAGGAUGGCUUUUGCAGCGAAACGGCAGAACACCAUUGAGCAGCUACAUUUCAUACCGGGGGGAGGAGGUGGUGGGGGGUCGGCAGGAAGUGCAGGAGGGAGUCAGGGCAUCAGGACGGGGAGUAAAAAUGAAGUGACGGUGUAAGGUUUGUGCCUAAUGUAGAGUUUACCCCUCAUCAAGGAUAUGGGAACAGAUCACCCUUCUACACCUAACAAUUAGAUCAUCAGCUACAAUAAAUACAACUAGAAGUAUAGAGUACAGUAAUACUAUAACAUGUUAAGAGUAUUCAAAUUAGUGUUAUCUAACAAUUAAAUAAUCUCAAUAUUAUUAGUUAAUUAGAAAUCUAGAUGGGGAAUAUCCAUUCCAAUUAGAUUAUAGCCUACAUCAGCCAUAUUUUGUAAAAGAAAUUGCCAUAUUGCCAUAAACAGCGGUGCCAUUAUUGUAGAUAGAGUGACUCGAAGGGUGAAACAAAACCAACAUAAGUGUUGUUCAUAAUUUAGUUUUUAUAAUUGUUUUUCAAACGUACUCAGGAGCCAUAUUAGAUAGGAAAGAUAUAUACUUGUAUAUAUAUGUAUGUAUAUAUACACACAUAUAAAUAUAUAUUUGUGUAUGUAUAUAAAUAUAUGUCUGUAUAUACAUAUAUGUAUGUGUAUAUAUAUACACAUACAUACAUAUAUAUAUAUAUACACACAUGUAUAUAUGUAUAUAUACAUAUUUAUGAUGAAGAGGAGAAACAUCUGGAAUAUUGUCACAGCUGGACCUGCUGGACUGUCGACCUGCUUUGCUCUUGCCAACAAUGAUUUAUCAAAUUGAACCUCACAGGGGAGAAGACUGGUGGACCAGAUGAGUGUGAAUAAACCGUGUGCCUGAUGAGGGAUUUUGGACCUCAUCCUGACGCGGAGAGAAAGGACUGAUAUUUGUUGCUUCCCAUGUAAACGAGUGGACGAGGUGGGGGCUUUUUCUUAGUGGGACACUGCAGCCCGACGCUGUAAGCAGGAGCUGAGACCGGACGUAACCACAUUCCCGAUCUGACGCCUGGGUUGCCUAGUUCUCCAUGUGACCUUAGAUCCGAACCCCCAGGGGGACUCACAAACUGACCACUGUUCCACAACAGGAGUCUGAACCGAUGUUAGAGUAUGUUAUGGGAAAGAUUCCCCUAAUGUUCCCAUCUCAAGAUCAGGACCAAACCGUAAAAAACGAUGGGCUACCAAAUAAUUUAGAGCCAUCAUGUCAUUGUUAGUACAAAAAUAUCUUGACACAAACAUAGAAGCGCCGAGAGACGCAUGUGUUCAGUUUACCAAUAAAAAGGAAACUUGCUUCGCUGCAGGUUGUGAACGAAGAGCAGAGGUUUUUCUACAGAGCACAAAUGAAUAGACCGUGAUGCAGAGGUUGCACUUACACCACUGUACUUCAAAGCCAUUUAUGGAAGAAACAAAGAAAAACACCACAGAGGAAGCUCGUCUGACAAUCACCAUUUUAUUAUUCUCGCCAGGUGACAAAUUAUACAAGUCAGAGAUAUUUUGUACAGUCAAAGGAUUGGCUUCAGAGCAAGCCAAAAAACCUGAGUCAGGAGAGAGAGGGCAACUUGAAGCUUUCUCCUGCCUGGCUCAGUACGGCGUAAGAGACUUGGAUGGUAAGGAAGCCCUCCCCAACCUCAAGAGGAAGAACUUGCUGUAUCAUAACGCACUUAAGGGAGACGUAACAGCACUUCAGCCAGUUAUAGAAACAAAACGACAAAAAAACAGAAAAGAAAAAACCUUCAUCAAUAACAACGCUUAUCAAUACUAAGGGCUAUCCUAUCCUAUAUACUGUAGUAUGUGAUAUCUGUGGUCCAUAUACAAUGGUAUCUCUUUCUCUUGAUUUUGUGUUGAUAUUGUCAUGAUGUAUUAAGUAUUAAUGUGUACAAAAAACAAGAGCAAUUUAAGCACAGUUCAAAGAGAAACAUAGAGACAAAAACUUUGCACAAAUCCAUCCCCUGAUAUUUGCACCAGAUACAGACAUCUGUAUCGUGUCCUCAAGGUUUACAUUCUGUACAAGUACGGCCGACAUUGUGACUGAUCAAUUGGGAGGAUUGUAUUGAGAGGAUUUUUUAAACGUGAAAUCGGAGAUAAUUACGCGAAUCAAGGGGGGAACUCGUUACUGCUUGGCUUCUUUUCAGUCAUGUGAAAGGGUACAGAGGUGAAAUACUGACAAACAGAAACACAGAUUUCCUUUGGACAAUCUUCCUAUACACAGUGCUCAAUGUAGUUGUUAUGAAUAUGAUGGAGUGUUAUUAUUAAUGAUUAUUAUAACUGUUACGGUUAUUAUUAACAAUUAUCUUAUUGUGUGAUGUUCUUUUACUUGGUGGGAUUUAAGUGUUUAUUGUUUUUAGAGUGACUAGCAUUCUCACGACUAGUUGGUUUUUUCAUACAUCUGAUCGUAAGUUCAAGUUUUUAAAGACAUUCUAAAUCUUGAUGCAUGCCCGCUCCAUUUCACUGACAGGCAGUCACGGUAUGCCUGGAUCUGAAGGUCAUCAAAUGCUUGUAUGCCCAAUUUUCCAGCUGGAUGUACUGUGCCUAGACAUUGGCCUUAUGACUUGUUGAUCUCAAGUGAUUACUUAGGUUUCCACUCGGGUACAAAAGUAUCUAUUGAAAAAAUCUGCAGCCUUCUAAAAUGUAUGUGUAGACGGCGGUGUUUUACAGACCGGUGAGGGAUAGGUGUGUGUGUGUGUGUGUGGCAGGCCAGGGAGUGGUGGAGCAGCAGCUCGACCCGCCAACAUAUGGGUCGUACACACUAUCCCGUGAUGCCACAAUAUAUGUGUUUUUCGAAGAAUGUACAUCGGGUGGAGAAAAAUGGAGGUCUAAUGGAAACCUGAAUGCUCUGAGUGUCUUUUUCAGGGAAACAGGACAGGUGAAAUACAGCAGUAUAAGAUUUUUUUAAUAGAGCCACAAAAGGUCUGUAGCAAAGUCUGUAAUAUAUCACAAGCCAUAUCCAUCAAAACUCAUUAUCACAAUUUUAUAAAUGGUUAAUCUAAUUUGUGAAAGUAUUGUAUUUUGUAUAGCUAGUACAAUCAGAAUAUUUUGAGUGAUCUCUUCAACAUUAAUUUGAGGAUUCAACAAAUUAUGUGUUCGUAUUUAAUGAAUUGUACAGUGCCAGACUCAUAACAUUUUGUUGUCUUUCUAAUAUCAUAGCCUCCUACAAGACUACACAGGAUAUUUAUUUUUCACAACCGACAACUAGCAGACGGACAAAUCAGCUAAAGAGCUUAGAAAGAAAUGAAUGAGUAUGGUGUGUGUUUUUACCAUUCUGCAUUCAUUUAGAGAGAGGAUGGUUAAUGGCCACCUGAAGUGUAAAGCAUUAUUAAGAGUUAAUUGUAUGGACUGGGAUAGUGUCCAUUAAUAUAAUUCAUGGAUUUAUUUUCAUGCCUAUAGAUUUCAAAACAACCCUUUUGUUGUUCAAUGCAUUGACCCCCUUGGAUACGACAGUAACAAACAAAGAAUUUGUAUAAUAAAGUUGGUGGGAAAAAAAGUUUUGCCAUUCAUUAUAGAGUGUAGGUUUCUUGCAUUAAUGUUCUUGAAUUAUUAUUAUUAAUUAUUAUGAAUGUUAUAAUAAUAAAUAAUAACCAAGACACUG